Lotus japonicus is the source of this 629-nucleotide messenger RNA. Its product is annotated as 10 kDa chaperonin, mitochondrial-like. NCBI's taxonomy places the organism in Eukaryota, Viridiplantae, Streptophyta, Magnoliopsida, Fabales, Fabaceae. Bases 130 to 423 code for a protein of 97 amino acids. The transcript has 3 exons. Gene Ontology annotation, molecular function: protein folding chaperone; ATP binding; protein-folding chaperone binding. The record is from RefSeq and is a predicted model, not a curated record. Gene Ontology annotation, cellular component: mitochondrial matrix.
AACCCCUUGGACAUAAAACCCUUUGUAAAACCCUAGUCUUACGCCAUAGCCAACAAUUCUGCUCUUGCUCUUGGUUUUCUUCCCCAACCAACCUUCUAGUCUUUGUUCUGUUGUGUGCUCCUCCUUCCAAUGGCGAAGCGCUUGAUUCCACUUUUCAACCGAGUUUUGGUGGAGAAAAUCAUCCCUCCAUCAAAAACCACCACUGGCAUUUUGCUACCUGAGAAAUCAUCCAAGCUGAAUUCUGGAAAAGUUCUUGCUGUUGGCCCUGGCAUUCACAGUAACGAUGGGAAGCUCGUCCCUGUGACUGUAAAGGAAGGUGACACUGUUCUAUUGCCUGAAUAUGGGGGAACUGAAGUGAAGCUUGAUAACAAAGAGUAUCAUCUGUAUAGAGAUGACGAUAUACUGGGGACACUGCAUGAUUGAUGUCAAUCAUUGGCGGAGCCUUGUGGUCAUUCUGUCUUUUGAUGUUUUUAUAUAUGAUGUCUACAAAGCAGGAUGCUAUUUUUCUGCAACAAUUGGUGAAUCUUUGUCGUCUACAGAUUAUCUCGUUGCGUUUUUAUUUAAACCAUUCCGUUAAGGGUUAAAUGAAAAUGAACUAUUGAGAUUUAAAUUUUAUCUAUCUUGAUCUA